AUGAAUCGAAAAUUGAAUUGGGUGCCAAUAUACAAAUAUAUCUUGGGGGCAAUAUACAAUGUUAUUGAGUCCAGAUGCCUUCGAGGGGAAGUUCCUUGCGAUGAAAAUAAAUGCAUCUCCCUGGAUAAAUGGUGCGACAAUGUAGAAGACUGCGGAGAUAAAAUUGAUGAAAAAUAUUGUGAAACUAUAAAAAUUCUUUCGUAUUCGUAUUUCUUUGGUGGGAAUCCAAACAGUUGUGGCGAUCAAUUCCACAUAUGUGGAAAUGGAAUUUGCUUCCCAACGAGUAUUAGAUGCGAUGAAUACAAUCACUGCGAAGAUGCAUCUGACGAAAAAGACUGUUCAUUUGUUUCUGAAACUGCAGAUCCAAUUUCAACUGAAAAUACACCAGAAUCAAGUUCAGCAACAAGAAUGGAGUUUGAUGCGAAAACAGAAUCAACAAACUUAAUUCAAAGAAAUCAAACAGGAAUAAAAGUAAUGGAAAAUACAACAACAUUUACAACCAGAGAUAAUAAUGACAUAAAUGAGUCAACAAAACCCAGUGUGACUUCUGCCUCCAGUUCUCUUGAUUACUAUGGCCGUCGAAUGCAAGCGGAAUCCAAAGAGACUACAAAGCACCAAUUUCGUGUAACAGAACCCACGACACAUUUAUCAAGACAUCAAUACCGAAUUCGAAAUGCAUCUGCACCUAUUAGUCUUCCAAGAACAGCCAUGUUCAUAAACGCCCUGUUGGCCACUUGCGGUGAUCCUCGGGAUUUUAAUGGAAUAAAUAUCGUCGAAGAUUUGAAGAUACGCGCUGGAUUAAAGAACGAUCAGCAGUUUGUUAAUCCUCUGGUAUACAUAUCCCUAUGUUUGUCUGAUGUUGCUCCACAAGACAAGGAAUUGCUACGACUUCAAAGAAUGAUGAAUCCAGCCUUCCCCAAUGAGGAAAUAUCAAAAGACAUACAGGUCCUUGCAUUUAGUGCUUUGGCUUGUUUUCAACAUUUGACAGCAUUAAAUUCGUCUUUUGACAAUCGCCUGAUGGAAUCCACCGUACAAACUAUCCUAUCUCGUCGUUUAGCGGACGGAAGUUAUGGGAAUAUUUAUAACACUGCUCUAAUUCUACAGGCAAUGUUCGCAAUCAACAGCACGACAGAUUGGCAACCCGAAAGAAGUCUCCAAUAUCUUGCAGAGAAUCAACUAGCAGAUGGAUCCUUCGGAGAUUUUUUCGCAACAUAUUUGGCAAUUACUGCUCUAAGUGGAAGAAGCUUGGUACAUCUGCGAAAUACUAAAUGCAACAGCUUGUCGGAAAAGAAAGAAAUUUCACCUAGAAAUUCGUUAGGCCAGUUUCAAGGAAAAAAGGACAUUCAAUUUUCUGUUUAUUUUGGGUAUCCCACGGCAAGCGCUAUAACAUUAGCUCGAUCAGUUCCAAGUGAGUUCUCUGUUUUCGAUAUCAUGAGAUUUGUAGAAAAUGGAGAUGGCCGUUUCAGGUUUAAAUACGAAAAUGAAAACGGCAGUAUUUAUGUAACAUCAAUUCAUGGCAUACCAAAUGAUUCGGAAAGAGGAAGAUAUUGGCACUUGUACAUAAAAAAGCCUUCCUUGGAAAAGGAUUAUGCACUAAAACAUGAAGAAAUGGUUGCUGGAGGAAUAGGAACAUAUUAUCCAAAGGAAUCUGAACACGUAGUUUUUUGGUACCAUUAGCUGAACUUCCUUUAAAAUAUUGAAGAGCCUAGAGCAUUAAACUGAUAUUUUUAUGAAUUUGUAUAUAUGAUGAAAAAAAAUGGAACUGAAAAAGCAAAACUUCAAUUAUAUGAAUAAUGUAAACAGGAAUGCUGCAUUAAAAAUUUAUGACUAAAUAGUAUUGAAAUGUGUUACAUAUCCCAUAACAUACAGUACACUGUCAUUUUUCCUGUGUUCAUAUUUUAACUCACUUUCGGAUUUUCUAUCAAUAUGAACCCACAUAUACAGUCAAAGUUUGUUGUAGGUGGCAAUCUGGGCAGAUAUUGAUGGUGUCACCCCAUGAAAAUGGUCAGGUUAAAAAAAAAAGUAACUUGAACAUGAGGCAUGUAUUUCAAUGCAACAGUAUUUGAAUAAACUUUUAGAAAUAUAUAAAUCAUGCAUCAUCAAAGUACAUUACUAUUGAUGAUGAAGCACCAUAAACAUGUUUAGAAGGAACUAUCAAAAUAAAUGGGAAGUAAACAACUAUCAACUAAUAAAAAAAUCAAUAUUUGUUCGAAUGGAACUUAUCUUCUCUUUGAACAUUUUAGAAUUUUCCAAUUUUGAUUUGAAAAUAUUAAGUUGAAUAAAAAUUUAAGCAAAAUUGAAUGAUAAAAAAUCUGAAACUUUUUUGGGACGCAGAGCACUUCCAGAAAUUUUACACCUAAUCUGUAGAGCUCAAUAAAUAUGUAAGUUCUUGAACCCAAUAAUCCAUGAACAGCUGUCAGUUUGCAUGAUUUAUAAGCAUUUUUUGCGGAACAUUAUGACUUUCCAUGACCGUUUUUGAUCAUUGUUAGAAUCCAUGAUUUUUCCCCGACUUUCCAGGUCUACAGAUACCCUGUGAAUAACAAACUUUUAUCACUUUUCUGAGUUAAAAUGCAGUGGUGCAGAAAAUCAUCUUUAAGCUUAUAGUUUCCCAAAACAACUUUUUUUUUUCAAAAAUUUUGCCAAACUGUACAUGAAUAACAUUUAACGAGUUAACUGUGUGGAAGACUGUCACUUGCAGAACAGAAAAACUUGCGAUUCAUUGCUUUGCAUGUAAUGUGCCUCUUUCAGAUGCAUAAUCAUUCUUCAAGUGCAAUACCAAUUAACCUUUGAUGUUUUAGGAUUAUACGCUCAUUAAUAAAUAAACGAGCUGAUGUGUGCCCCACAUGAUUUCCUUUUAUGCCAAUUUAAUGAUUUUUAGUCAACACUUUCAGAAAAACUCCAACACCUAACCUGAUUUGAGCAUGUCACUCAAAAUCUAAAAACAUUUCAAAUAUCAAUUAGUUUGUCACGAAUCGAUGCAUAAAAGCAUUUUACAGAGAUUACAUUUCCCAAUAUCAACAAUUUUAACCUGAUUCAAUGGAUGUUCUCUAAAUAUCGCCAAAUUGAAAUUCAAUUCGAAAAAUAAUUUUUUUGCCCAAUCUGUCGCUAACUUGGCGACCAAAAGCAAGAACAAUAUCGCCAAGUGUUUGUCAAAUUAUAACAUUACUUGAGCUUAGCAUUGCAAUUAACACAG
This is a messenger RNA of Uloborus diversus, 3193 nucleotides long. RefSeq lists its product as uncharacterized. Gene Ontology annotation, biological process: cobalamin transport. Gene Ontology annotation, molecular function: protein binding; cobalamin binding. The transcript has 10 exons. The coding region runs from base 1 to 1677 and encodes 558 amino acids. The record is from RefSeq and is a predicted model, not a curated record. NCBI's taxonomy places the organism in Eukaryota, Metazoa, Arthropoda, Arachnida, Araneae, Uloboridae.